This is a messenger RNA of Talpa occidentalis (Iberian mole), 847 nucleotides long. It is a transcript of the gene RAC3, whose product is annotated as Rac family small GTPase 3. Lineage: Eukaryota; Metazoa; Chordata; Mammalia; Eulipotyphla; Talpidae. The coding region runs from base 38 to 616 and encodes 192 amino acids. Gene Ontology annotation, cellular component: cytoplasmic vesicle; plasma membrane; cytoskeleton. The record is from RefSeq and is a predicted model, not a curated record. Gene Ontology annotation, molecular function: protein kinase binding; GTP binding; GTPase activity. Gene Ontology annotation, biological process: cortical cytoskeleton organization; regulation of actin cytoskeleton organization; establishment or maintenance of cell polarity. The transcript has 6 exons.
CGCAGCUCGCUGGCGGCCGCGCCGCCCGGCCGCGCCCAUGCAGGCCAUCAAGUGCGUGGUGGUCGGCGACGGCGCCGUGGGCAAGACCUGCCUGCUCAUCAGCUACACGACCAACGCCUUCCCCGGCGAGUACAUCCCCACCGUGUUCGACAACUACUCCGCCAACGUGAUGGUGGACGGGAAGCCGGUCAACCUGGGGCUGUGGGACACCGCCGGGCAGGAGGACUACGACCGCCUGCGCCCCUUGUCUUACCCCCAAACCGACGUCUUCCUGAUCUGCUUCUCCCUGGUGAGCCCCGCCUCCUUUGAGAACGUCCGCGCCAAGUGGUACCCAGAGGUGCGGCACCACUGCCCGCACACGCCCAUCCUCCUGGUGGGCACCAAGCUGGACCUCCGCGACGACAAGGACACCAUCGAGCGGCUGCGGGACAAGAAGCUGGCCCCCAUCACCUACCCCCAGGGGCUGGCCAUGGCCCGAGAGAUCGGCUCCGUCAAGUACCUGGAAUGCUCGGCCCUGACUCAGCGGGGCCUCAAGACGGUGUUCGACGAGGCCAUCCGGGCCGUGCUCUGCCCACCGCCCGUGAGGAAGCCGGGCAAGAAGUGCACCGUCUUCUAGGGGAGAGGCCGCCGCUGCCUGGGGCGCCCGAGGAGGGAGCAUGGGGCUCUGGGGUUGGAGGUCUUGUCUGUGGCCUCUUGUCCCACCCCGUGGGAGGCCAGGCGGGAGCAGGGUCUCCCUCAGGCCAUGGGGGCCAGCCCAGGGCAGCCCCCAGCUGGGCCUCCCUGAGGGGGCCCCUCUUGUUUUGUACAAUAAACUUCCUCCGCCAAGGUCUCCUCCUGGCUCAUGCAC